This is a messenger RNA of Selaginella moellendorffii, 1803 nucleotides long. Its product is annotated as pentatricopeptide repeat-containing protein At4g02750-like. The transcript has a single exon. Gene Ontology annotation, biological process: RNA modification. The coding region runs from base 1 to 1803 and encodes 600 amino acids. The record is from RefSeq and is a predicted model, not a curated record. Gene Ontology annotation, molecular function: RNA binding; protein binding. Lineage: Eukaryota; Viridiplantae; Streptophyta; Lycopodiopsida; Selaginellales; Selaginellaceae.
AUGCUUAGAUCGCGCUGCAGCGUCGCCGGGUUGGAUCGCCGGCAGCAGCAGCAGCAGGUCCUCAAGGAAGAUCUCGCAAGACUGGUGCGAUCUUGCGACACUGCUGAGGAGGUGAGGGAAAUCCAUGCCAAGAUCGCGAGCGGCGCCUUUGCCAGGAGCCGAUUCCUGGCCAAUGUCGUGGUGCAAAUGUAUGGGCAGUGUGGGAGCGUGGAUGAUGCGCGGAGGGUGUUUGAGGCCAUCCCGGAGCCCAACGUCUUCUCCUGGAACGUGAUGCUCCAGAGCUAUGUGCUUGCCGGGAGGAUCCAGGAUGCCCGGGCGAUUUUUGAGAGAAUGGCUGAUCUCAGGGACAUUGUGUCGUGGACUACGAUGAUAAGCGCCUAUGCCGACAGUGGCGAGAUGGAUUCUGUGCGUGAUCUCUUCGAGACGAUGCCUCAGAGGGAUUUGGCUUGCUGGAAUGCCGUGCUCACAGCAAAUGCCGAGAAUGGGGAUAUGGGUGGAACGAAGCAGUUGUUCCAAAGGAUGCCCGAGUGGAACGUCAAGUCGUGGAACAUCAUGAUCUCGAGCUAUAGCUCGCAUUUGCGGAUCGAUGAAGCAAGAAAGAUCUUCGACAGUAUGAGCCAGAGGGACAUCGUUUCGUGGACAACGAUGGUUCUAGCAUAUGCCCAGAUAGGGGAUCACGAGAAAUUCCGGGAGAUCAUCCAAUCCAUGCCGGAAUUCAGCAUCGUGUCGUGCAACGCCCUGAUAGCCGCUCACGCAGAGGUCGAAGACGUGGCUGGCGCGAAGAAGAUCUUCGACGCCAUGAUCGAGCGCGACUGUUCUUCGUGGAACUCGAUGAUCUCCGCGUAUGCCCAGCUCGGGGAUGUGGAAGAGGCCAAGAAGUUCUUGGACGAGAUGCCCAAGCACAACUCUCUCUCGUGGGCCGCGCUGUUCCAGGCCUACGCUCACAGCCGGGAACGAAUCCAGGAAGCCAAGGUGUUCUUCGACGAGAUCCCAGAGGGAAGCGUGGUUAUAUGGACGUCGAUGCUCCAGCUCCUUGCCGAGAGCCGGCGACUGGAAGAAGCCAAGGCGAUGUUCGAUCGAAUGCCUUCGGUGGACGUUGUGGCGAGCACUGCGAUGAUCUACGCUUACGCAGCCAGCGGCUUCGUGGCGGAAUCGAGAGCCCAGUUCGAGCAAAUGCCGGUGAGAGACACGGUCGCUUGGAACACGAUGCUGUCCGGGUAUGCCCACAACGGGUAUAUGGCUCAAGCCGAGGCAUUGUUUGAGCGUCUCCCACAGCCAAGCGCGGUGUCAUGGACUUCGAUCAUUGCCGCAAAUGCCCACUCUCGGAUCAUCGCCAGUGGUAGCAGCAGCAGGAGCUAUCCAAGACGAGCUCUCCAGUUCUUCCAGCGGAUGCUUCUCCAGGGAGUGGACACGGACGAGCCAACGCUGAGGAACGUCUUGGUGGCGUCCACUCACGUCGGGACGCUGAGCGUAGGACUCGGCUGCUUCAGAGGGAUGCUCCAUGAUCACGGCGUGGAUCACUCGCUCUUCCACUACUGCUGCAUUGUCAACAUCCUGGGACGGGCAGGACAGCUGAGAAACGCGCAGGAUCUCGUGGAGGGCAUGCCGUUCUCCGCGGACGCUACUGCGUGGGGGAUCCUGCUAAGUUGCUGCGCGAUUCAUGGGGAUCUGGAGAGGGCUGCGGUAGCGGCCGAGCGAGUUCUCGAGUUUGACAGGAGAGAGGCUGGAGCGUACGUGUCGCUAGCCAACAUUUACUACACUAUGCGAGAACAAGAGCAAAGCAGCACAGUGUCGUCAUCAUAG